AUGUUCUUGGAAUGUAGAAUGAAAGUGUCCAUACUGCUUAUACACAUCUGCUGCAGUCUAAGUCAGGACUGUUCCGCAGUUCUGUAUGAAAACUACACAAUUGUCACGAGUUGCCUACUUGGGAAUUUUGGACGUUCCGAAUUUCUGCGAUUAGGUGUUAUUGCCAGUUUGUGUCCGAACGCAUCGACGUGCGUGAACGAAACAGAGUUACGGACAGUCUUCCUGAAUGAUACCAACAUAACCACGACUCUACACUGGAGAUAUAUUGACAGCCGCGAAUUGUACCAGGUAGCACAAACAGUGACAGAGUUUAAACACAUUGGGAUCAGCUCUUGUCUGAUCGCUACAGAUCUUGACUUCCAAUAUGUUCAGCCUAUAUUUAAACACGUGAACAUGACAUUUGUACAUGUUGGAGUUGUCAGUCCUUCGAUUGACAUACCCAGCCCAAAAGCCACUCUCGGAUGUAACAGUCAUCACCAGGUCGGCGAAGGCACGACACAAGGAAUGUGCCAACCUCCUUUUGGUUAUGAAGGUCGUGUGGUUCCACAGAUAGUAGGACAGAAUUCGGGCCAUGUUGCUGUUAUUGUGACGUCAUUGAUUAUCCAUCUAGAGUGGGAUGACGUGUUACUUCUGUAUGAAAGUGGCAUGGAUGUAGAAAUUGAGGAGAUACGCCAUAUACUGCUAGAAUAUAGUAUAUUAUAUAAUUCAACGAUGGUCGACAGCUUUUCCGAGAGUAACUAUCACUUAUUGAUCAACAAGGCAGCAAAUUGGGAACAGAGUCGACGAAUCCGGAUAGCCACUCUUUGCUUACAUAAAUGUGAGGCCUUCCUUAAUGCUGUUGAUUCAUACGAUCGUGUUCACCUGAGGACCAGCGCUCUGCGUCAUUUCUCUGACAUGAUGAUUAUCUCCCUUUCCGGAAAUGAGUUAUUAUUCCAGACCCAUCUCAACUCAACAAUUGAUAAUAUGAUAUUUUUAGCUUUCCCGCAGCAUCUGACUACUGUGGAAACUAGUUUCAACGAUUUUGAAAGUUUAUUGGACAAUAUUCUCCAAGAUAUUACAUACGUCGGACAAUCCGGUUCUAGUAUGAAAAAUAUGAUGACGUCACAGGUCCUCUCAAACGUUCAACAAAUACAGGGAACCCGAGCGUGUCGUUGGAUCCCCAUAUCAACCCUGAUGUGGACCAAUCCUGGCCCCAGAGGACUUAAUGUCGUCGGAUUCGUGGACGACAAUGGAAGAUUGUACGAAGUAUCGACUUUCCUUCCCAAUAGGAACUAUGGAUGGAACGGAAGAAAUUUACUUGUUGCCACAUUGCAGUGGUCACCUUUUGUCGUGAAGAACGGGAAUAACUCCUAUGAAGGACUAUGUUUCGAUAUUUUCAAUGAAAUAGCGACCAGAUUCAAUUUCACAUAUGAUGUCAUGGAGCCCCCAGAUGGUGACUGGGGACUUGAACUCGAUAAUGGGAGCUGGAGUGGCGUUGUAGGAAUGUUACAGAGAAAGGAAAUCGACCUAGUAGUUGCUUCUUUGAACGUCCACAGCCGACGUGAGGAGGUGAUAGAUUUCACCUAUCCUUAUUUCUACGAUAGUACGAUCAUCCUCAUCACAAAGGAAGAUCCGAUGAAAACAAAAUGGCGGACUCUUAUUGACCCAUUUGACGACACAGUAUUAUUACUGAUCGGCUGUGCGCUGGUGGCAAUAUCUUUCUUAUUGUGUGUGUUUGAAAGACUAAGUCCAUACUACUGUGAUGAAGUCAACUUCCUUGAGGAUAAAAGUCUUAAAAGUUUCCAGGAUUCCUUCUGGUACCUUUAUGGGGCUUUACUCACACAAGGUGGCGACCGUUUGCCACAUUCACAGACUGGUCGGACGCUCCUGAGUUGUUGGUGGCUGUUUUGUUUGGUAAUGAUGGCGUCCUACAGUGGCAAUCUCAUCGCUUAUCUGACCGUCUCUAAAGACAAACUUCCUUUUAAUACGGUCAACGAGAUGCUAAAUACAGACGAUUAUAAAUGGGGACUUAUUGGAGGAAGUUACUGGGUAACCAUAUUUAAGCACUCUGUUUUAUCAGAGUUUAAAGCAGUUUGGCAGGGUAUCGAACGUUUUAAUGAGAGUGAUCCCAGCGUUCUGAGCACGAAUCCGGACGUCCACAUACAGAAGGUUUUAAGUAGUAACUACGCCUAUCUCGGAGACAAGACCCAAAUCGAAAUCAAAAUGGCGAACGAAUGCACACUUCGAACAGGUAAAGAGGAGGUCUUACCAUUCCAGUAUGCAUUCGGUCUUCCAAAUCUCUCGCCAUUUACAGAAAUGAUAUCAAGAGAAAUCAUUGAAAUUCACGAAAGUGGACUAAUAAAUAUAUGGAAAAGUCGGCGUUGGCCACGGACUAAUAUUUGUGGCAGUGAGUCGCUCACAGCAGCCAAAGCGAUAACAUUGGUAGACGUUCAAAGUGCCUUUUAUCUAAUCGGCAUCGGACUGACUUUGGCAUCGAUGGUCAUGGGCAUAGAAAACCUCCGGGCUAUGCACAGGAAAAAAAUAUUAGCAAAAAAG
Ylistrum balloti is the source of this 2535-nucleotide messenger RNA. Its product is annotated as glutamate receptor ionotropic, kainate 2-like. The annotation marks the transcript as partial. The record is from RefSeq and is a predicted model, not a curated record. Gene Ontology annotation, cellular component: membrane. Gene Ontology annotation, molecular function: glutamate-gated receptor activity. NCBI's taxonomy places the organism in Eukaryota, Metazoa, Mollusca, Bivalvia, Pectinida, Pectinidae. The transcript has 14 exons.